GAACUCAAGGUCGAAUGUUAGAAGGAGCGAUCGGUGUUCGUUGUCGAGACCUGUCGUUUUCUAGUUAUCUUUUGUUAUUAAUGUAAAUACCUUCUAUAUACUUACUGGUUCACAGACUUACGCUUUUCUCUUCCUUUUUCCCUUUUCAGAUUCAUAUACGGAUAUGGACAAUAAAUUACGUCCGAAACGUUAUCCAGUAAAUGGUCACUUUUCACCGUGACAUUUCUUAUAAAAAGACUAAAAUAGAGCUGGUCGUUACAUUUUAGGGCCAAAGGUGUGAUCCGGCUUGCUCACAAUCAGACUGACGCAAUCAAAAGUAGCCAUCCGUUAAAAUGUAACUCGAACCAGCUUCACAUAUUAUUUAUAGCCUCCAACUUACGCAGGUACGCUGAAGCACUGGGAAAGAGAUUCUGCCCCAGGGGAGCAAUGUAAUGCAUUCGAAACCUUACUCCUCCACUUGGCAGACUCUACUUUUAGACUACCUCACCUCUUUGUUGUCAAGCUCCGCCUUUUGUCAAGUAUCUUUUAUUAUUAAAUGUAUGUACAUUCUAUGCAGUUUCUGAGUCGUCGGCUCAUGCUUUUCUCUUCUCCUUGACCCCUUCAGAUUCUCGUGAUCACCACUAAACUCAGUCCUUUACGCGCCCCUGCAACAACGUACCUACCUACGGGCUAUACGAAAACCUAUCAACAGCUGGUGGUUACAACAAGCUUUAAACCCACUCGUUUAUCCAUUCAUUACUGGUUGUUCCUCUGCUGCCAGUGUGCUGAUAAUCUUUUAGUGUUGUACAAAAAUGACAGAUCCAGCAGAAGCUCGGAAAUGCUUCUCAUGCUGUACCGUUUUCAAUACCGAUGGUGAAUUUUGGAAUCAUAUUCUGAAUGUAGACUGUGGUAACUCGGCAAACGUCAUAAAAAAUGAUCCAAUUUCAUCUCCACCUUGUAAACAAUUAAAUAGUGAUCAGUCUGAAGAUACGUCUACGGAUAAUUUUUAUUUUUGUGGACUAUGUGAAACAAAGUUUUCAUCAAAGGAAGACUUCCAGUUACAUCCUUCUUCAUCAGAACACUUAUUGAAACUAAAUUUGGCUGCUAAAGAGCGCAUUAAUGGUGACUUUGAUCCAUCUACUACCAACAAUAAGCCACAUUUAUUUUGUGAUGUUUGUCAAGUUCAGCUACCGUCAAUCGAAGCCAGAGAAAUUCAUGAAGCUGGCAAAAAGCAUAAAAAGUUAUGUGAACGGCAACCAGGUGUCCGUAUGCAUUUAAAUACUAAUCCGGCAUCAAAUGAAGUGCCCAUUUCCAUAAACACCACUCACUCACCCGAAAAUGUACUUGACAAUCAAGUUGAGUCACCAUUAGUAAUGGAUAGCUCUGACAAUUCUCAUUUGGUUAACAACAAUAAAGUAAAUGUUACUUCACAGCCUACAGUUAGAAGUUUUGAUAAAAGUGAUAUUGUACGCUUAUUACGUCAAGUCUGCUUAACACAAAUAUUAUCCCUCAUGCAUGAGAUGACUGAUGAUAUAUCUCCACAAAUUAACGGAGAAUCUAUUACGACACAGUCAAAAAUAAGUGAGCAUGAUUUGAUGGAAAUGAUCAGAUCUGUUUGUCGCGAAGAACUACAUGCGAUUUUACGGCCAACUUCAUAGAACAUUAUUUUUAAUCACUCCGAAAAUACGGGCAAUUAAUCUUUCAUAACUUUUGUGAAAAAACUUUUCUUAUUUUUUCAAAAAUAACUAGUGUUUUGCAAACCGCUCAUAUUAGGAAAGAUAAAUUCUUAAUUAUUCUUCGAUUACCUAACCUUUGUCAAGAAAACUGCAUAUCUCAUUACCUGUGCUAAAUAAAUCCUGAUUGAU
Messenger RNA from Heterobilharzia americana, 1844 nucleotides. Lineage: Eukaryota; Metazoa; Platyhelminthes; Trematoda; Strigeidida; Schistosomatidae. The record is from the annotation of a GenBank genome assembly.